AUGGCGUGCAGAUGUAGAUGAAUGUGUGACAAACAUGGACAACUGUAAUGACGAACUGGCUACCUGCUCUAACACUAUUGGAAGCUUUGAGUGUGUGUGUCUAGCUGGAUAUGAAAUGGAUGAAGGCAAUUGUGUAGAUAUUGAUGAAUGUACAGAUGGUCCUAAUGACUGUGAUGUGAACUUUGAAUGCAUCAACACUCCUGGAAGCUUUACGUGUGAAUGUCCAACUGGAUAUGAAAUUAAUGAAGGAAACUGU
Messenger RNA from Geodia barretti, 256 nucleotides. Lineage: Eukaryota; Metazoa; Porifera; Demospongiae; Tetractinellida; Geodiidae. The record is from the annotation of a GenBank genome assembly.